Molecule: messenger RNA, 1634 nt
Organism: Oncorhynchus gorbuscha (pink salmon)
Lineage: Eukaryota; Metazoa; Chordata; Actinopteri; Salmoniformes; Salmonidae
Product: sodium/hydrogen exchanger 5-like
Exons: 9
Biological process (GO): sodium ion transport; regulation of pH
Cellular component (GO): membrane
Molecular function (GO): sodium:proton antiporter activity
Source: RefSeq, a predicted model, not a curated record
UUCCAGGGUCUGACCAUCAAGCCUCUAGUGAACUGGCUCAAAGUACCUCGUGCCACCAACCGCAAGCCCACCAUCAACGAGGAGAUACACGAGCGUGCCUUUGACCAUUGUCUGACAGCCGUGGAGGACAUCGCUGGACUCAACGGCUACCACCACUGGAGAGACAAGUGGGAGCAGUUUGACAAGAACUACCUGAGCAAGCUGCUGCUGCGGAAGUCUGUGUACCGGAAGAGCGAGCUGUGGGAGGUCUAUCAGAAAAUCAAUAUUAGAGACGCUAUCAGUGUUAUAGACCAGGGUGGCAACGUGCUGACCUCUGCCAGGCUCUCUCUGCCCUCCAUGGCCUCCAGGGCAUCUUUCCCAGAGGUCACCAACGUCACCAACUACCUGAGAGAGAACGGUAGUGGGGUCUGUCUGGACCUCCAGGUGAUUGACAACGUGCCGGGAGCCAAGGUGGAGGAGGAGUCAGAAACGCAUCACUUCCUGGCUGGGAACCUGUACAAGCCCAGGAGACGGUACCAGUCCCACUACAGCAGACACUUCAUGACAGUGGGGGACCACGAGCGUCAGGACAGAGAGAUCUUCCAGAGAAAUAUGAAGAGUCGCAUGGAGACGUUCAAGACCACCCGACACAAACGCCACAGCCACAAGAAGGACCGCAGCCAGAAAAAGCGGAGAGGAUCAGAUGUUAAAGAACAGGACCUCAACGACAAACCUCGACGGAACGUCAGCUGGCAGGACAAAGAUCCUGUAGUGGUGCCAGUGGAGUCUGAGGAUGAGAAGGGGGAACACUUGGAGCCCGAGAAGGAGGAGGACGUUGGCAUCACCUUUGUGGCUCGAAAGGUUCCAGACACGCCCAAAGAACGACCCAAAUCUGUCCCGGCUGGUCUGGAGGUGUGUCAGAGCCCCUCCGUGGCCCCGCCCUCCCCCACCUGCAGUGAGAGGAACCUGCCCUGGAAGGGCGGCAUCGGAACCCUGCCGGUGUGUGUUUCCAUGGAGGCGACUAAAAUCAUCCCCAUAGACCUGCAGCAGGCGUGGAACCAGAGCAUCUCCUCCUUAGAGAGCCUGUCCUCUCCGCCGGGCCCCGUAGAGCCCUUACACCCCCGCGUCAGCGCCCUCUCCAGGCUGGGAGGGCAGCGUCCUGUCUCAUACUCUGGUAGUGGAGUUAGUGGCUCUGGUUUUGGAUCCAGAGGGGCUGGGUCAAUAGUGGCUCAGGGCAUCGCUCGGUUUGAGUUCCCUCCAGGAGGAGAGGAGAAGGAGGAGGAAGAGGGAGCCUUGUCUGAUCAGGAGCAGGAGCUGCAGCCCCUCAUGUCAUCCUCUGUGAGGCCCCCUGGCCCCCGCCCCCUCCCCCUGGCCCAGGGUCUAGGGCGGAGGAGGAACCCCUGUGUGUACCUCAGGAGCCUGGUCACAGCGCCCCCUCCUGGCAGUGAGCCGCUGGCGCGCAGCAGAGGGCCCACUCAGCUUUAAUAGCUCCAACCACAUCUCUGGCGUUGCCCCGGCGACGCAGAUCUAGGAUCAGCUUACUCAACCAAGUCCCUAACCAAUACCUACGAGGGAGAACAACACAAGACUGAUUUCAAAUCAGCUUUUAUGGGCAAUCACGUCCCUCACUGCCUCACACACUCAACAACAGAACA